UUCAAGUCCCUUUAACGGGUGGUAAAAGCACCUGGAUAUAACGACCCGAGGGUUUAUCUCAGUUAACUGUUUGUAUAAUUUUCCCAAUUUGUACGGAACCAAAAGGAGGCUUGCAAAAUUAGGGUUUAUCUGAAGAAGAAGAAGAAGGCAAAAAAAUGGAAGGAGUUACAGAGGGAGUGAACAACAUGAGUAUCUCUGAAACCCAAAAGAAGAACAGAAUUCAAGUUUCUAAUACCAAGAAAUCCCUCUUCUUCUAUGUUAAUCUCUCCAAGAGGUACAUGCAGCAGUACAAUGAAGUGGAACUCUCUGCUCUUGGGAUGGCUAUUUCGACAGUGGUUACCAUUGCUGAAAUUCUCAAGAACAAUGGAUUUGCUGUUGAGAAGAAGAUCAGGACACUCACUGUGGACAUGAGGGACGAACCAGGAGCCCGACCAAUACCAAAAGCAAAGAUUGAAAUAGUGUUGGGCAAGACCGAGAAAUUUGAUGAGUUAAUGGCUGCAGAAGCAGAGCAAAAUGGGGAAAAUGAGGAGCAGAACUGAUUAUUACCACAUCUGCUCUCUUUCCUGAUGAUUGAAGUUAUCCCAAGCUAUACUGCUUUCAGCUGUUGGGUUCUCUAUGGUCUUUGAUUAGAUCUGUUGGAAAAGCCCCCCAAAAAAAAACAUGGUCUUACCUUAAAAUUCAUUAUUUGUUGGAUGUGUUUGCUUUUUUUGACUUUGCUUAUCUAAGGUGGUUUUGGAUGUAAACAUGUUGCUGCUAUCUUCACUGUAAGUGAUGUGGUAUUAAUUACAUCUGGUAGUUUGUCAUUGAA
Capsicum annuum is the source of this 808-nucleotide messenger RNA. RefSeq lists its product as uncharacterized. The transcript has 5 exons. Bases 156 to 539 code for a protein of 127 amino acids. Gene Ontology annotation, molecular function: RNA binding. Gene Ontology annotation, cellular component: nucleus. The record is from RefSeq and is a predicted model, not a curated record. NCBI's taxonomy places the organism in Eukaryota, Viridiplantae, Streptophyta, Magnoliopsida, Solanales, Solanaceae.